Messenger RNA from Scophthalmus maximus (turbot), 9017 nucleotides. It is a transcript of the gene utp20, whose product is annotated as UTP20 small subunit processome component. Lineage: Eukaryota; Metazoa; Chordata; Actinopteri; Pleuronectiformes; Scophthalmidae. Gene Ontology annotation, cellular component: nucleolus; small-subunit processome; 90S preribosome. The transcript is spliced from 61 exons. The coding region runs from base 150 to 8609 and encodes 2819 amino acids. The record is from RefSeq and is a predicted model, not a curated record.
GUUGCAACAUGGCCGCGUCCUGGUGUCGGCGUGUGUGUAAACAGUUUUAACAUCGACCAAGAAGCAAAAGUUAAGUUUUUCAUGAAUCGCUUGGAUCGCAAGCCAGUCUUUGGAAUACAACCGUCUUUUUACCAGACAACGGAGCAAAGAUGAAGAUCAAGUCCAAGUCUUCGUAUCACAAGUCGGAGAACACCUACAGGUUUCUCACUUUUGCUGAAAGACUUGCCAAUGUCAACAUCGAUGUCAUCCAUCGUAUUGACAGAACCGGAUCUUAUGCUGAGGAAGUAGAAACAUACUUUUCUGAGGGGCUGACAAAAUGGAGGGACCUCAACUUGACGGAGCAUUUCACAACGUUUCUGAAAGAGGUAUCCAACAAGAGCCAGUCGUUCAACAUGCUGGUCUUCCACCAGAAGUCGAUAGUGGAGUGUCUGAAAACGCACCUGGCUGUCAAGAGCAGCAUGGCCUACCAACCACUGCUGGACCUGGUGGUUCAGCUGGCCAGAGACCUGCAGACUGACUUCUAUCCUCACUUCCCUGACUUCUUCGUUCUCAUCACCUCACUGCUGGACACGAAGGACACAGAGGUCCUGGAGUGGGCGUUCACCUGCCUCUCCUACCUCUACAAGUACCUGUGGAGGGUCAUGGUGAAGGACAUGACCAACAUCUACAGUUUGUACAGCACUCUGCUGGCACACAAGAAGGAUCAUAUCCGCAAGUUUGCAGCAGAGAGCUUCUCAUUUUUGAUGAGAAAGGUUCCAGAUCUCGAUGCCCUGCUGACUCAUGUGUUCUCAGACCUGCAGCAGCAUCCCGACAAGGCAGAAGGAACGGGUCAGCUGCUGUUCGAGAUGUGCAAAGGAGUCCGAAACAUGUUCCACUCCAACGCUGCAAAUGCUCUCCCUGUGGCUCUGCGUAAGCUCGGCCCAACAACCAACCCAGGAGUCUCUCUGCCCUGGGACACUGUCAGGGAUGCUCUGGAUCACAUGGCCCAGGCUGCAACCAAUCACGUUGACAGAGAACACUUCCUGGUUUUAUGGGAGUCCAUACAGGUCAGUGUGGUCGAGGUCCUUGGUUUCGUGGAGGCGAAGGGAGCUGAGGCCAGCGAGGCAGCGGAGCAGCUGGAGAGGCUGCUGUUCAUUCUCCACACCCUGGUGUCCCACAGAGACGGAGCCAAGAUCACCAAGCCGGAGGCCGUCUGCCAGACGGUGCUGCGGCUGAUUCAGAGCUCGGCUCUGUCAGCUCCCUGUUCCCGCCUGCUCCUCCAGAUCCUCUCUUCUCUUCUCCUCGGGGAGAGCAUCAGCUUGCCCAAGUCCCUUAUCCAGGAGACGGUGCAGAAGGUGUUUGGCAGUUCAAUGGGACAAGACCUGAUCAUAGAGUUCACCAAGGAGAUGUUCACCAUGAAACAGUUUGAGCAGCUUUUCCUCCCCAGCCUGCUAAGCUUCACCGCUGGGUUGUUCAGUUGUGGCAAUGUGCUGUCCCGCCACAGUGGCCUGGAGGUGCUGGUCAGCCUGAUCCUUGCCAAAGCCCCUCCCCCGACAGAUGGCUCCAUGGCCUUUGAAACCUAUCCACUGCUCUUCACCGGACAGAGCACAGGAGUGUUGAGCAGUAAGGAAGCAGGUCAGGUGAGUAACACGACAUCGGAGCAGCCAGCAGUGUCGGAGCUGGUGCUGUCUCUCAUUAGAUUCCCUGAGGAGCAGGACCAGUCCAUCACUGACCUGUCUCUGCCUUGGUCCGCCCUGAUGCUGCUGCCACACGUCAGACCUCUGGCUGCGGUUAGUGUUGUUCCGGCUGUGAGCGCUCUCUUAAACCACCUGCUCUGUCAGAUCGAGACAGGGGAACUGGGGAAAGCUGGUCUGUUCGUAGCCAGACAGGCGCUGAGCUGCCUCCUCAGUCUGGACGGCUCUGCCCAGCUUCUCUCCCUGGUGACUGUGGACAAGAUCACCUCAAUCCUCAGGAAGUUUCCUACAGACCUAUCUGCACUGUUGCUAGGAGACCUCUACUAUACCCGCCUGUCACUCAGCGGUGUAUCAGAGCAUCUGUCCCACAAUGCACUGCUGGAGCUCUACCAGAUUCUGCAUGCCAACCUCUCCUCCAACAUCUCUAAGAUCCGCCUUCUGACUCUGAGGAUCCUCUCUCAGUUUGAGGCCGAGCUCCCUCCACUGGCUGAGGGCGAGGAGAAUGUGGAUAUGCAGCCAGUGUUUGCAGUUUGCCUGCAGGCAGAGCUGGUGCCGGCCUCGGUGCAGGACUACAGAGACAAGCUGCUUCACCUGCGGAAGCUGAGGCACGACCUGGUGCAGCGCUGCCUGCCACAGGGGCCACCGGGCUCCUUCCAGCAGGUGCCUCUGCGUUACCUCAUCGCGAUGCUGUUUGUCAACUUCAGGCCACUGUGGGACGCCAUCAUUGAGCUUCUUGUGAGCCAUGCCAGAGGGAUGGACAACAAAGACUUCUGGGCCGUCUACCAUGAGCAUCUGGAGAUGGUGGCAGGGCUGUCAGAAAAAGAACUGCAGGAGAAUGAUGAAGAUGACGCCAGUGAUGACGAGGAAGAGUCUAGUCAUCGGAGUGAGCCGGGCUGCAACGUCAUUGAAAGUGGGGAUGUUGGGGUGCUGUUCCUGAAGCAGCUGAAGUUGACCUCUGACCCCAAUGACAGGACGGACUUCCCCAACUUCCGCAGCCUGCUGUGGCGCACAAUGGCCCAGUUUCCUGACAGGGUGGAACCACGCAGCCGAGAGCUGAGUCCUUUGCUGCUCAGGUUCAUUAGGAAUGAGUUUUAUCCCGCCGACCUGCUGCUAGCCCCUACUCAGGACCUGAGGAAGAGGAACGAUGCAGCCCUAGAGGAUCCUGGGAUGGCUGUGGAGGGAGAGGAGGAGAGAGAGGAAGAGGAGCAUGAUAUGGAAGAGAAAGGCGCACAGCAGAGGAAGGCACUUCCGAAGAGAGCUGCCGCCAAGCAGCUGAUUGCCCAUCUCAAAGUUUUUGCCAAAUUCGCCAACCCCCGUGCGCUCUACCUGGAGGGGAGUCUCAGCGAACUCUAUAACCAGUUGCUCUGCCACCAGGACCAGCAGAUUCAGCGAGCGGCGCUGGAAUGUGUUCUCACGUACAAAGACCCCAACAUAGUUCCGUACAAGGAGAAUCUUGAGAAGCUUCUGGAUGACAAACACUUCAAAGAGGAGAUUGUCCAUUUCAACAUUUCCGAGGAGACCGGAGUGAUUGAUGCUUCACACAGAGCCAGACUGAUCCCACUGCUUAUGAGGGUCCUGUUUGGGCGUCUGCGCAGCAAAGCGGGCAGUAAGUUCCAGGGCAAAGCCACCGCCUCUUCCCGCUCCUCCAUCAUUCUGCGUUUCCUGGCGGGCUGCCAGGCCGAGGAGUUGGGAAUGUUCAUCGACCUGCUGCUGGAGCCCGUCUGCCAUCACAGCCAAGGCUCUUGUCUGGCAGCGGUGGAGAGAGCAAUCGCUGAGACGGAUGCAGGCGCAAUCCUGCCGCUGGGCCGUCUGCACAGCCUCCUCAACAUCAUCAGCGUGGUGAUCCAGAAACUGGGCCACCUCAUCCACAUCUAUCUGCCCAAAGUGCUGCAGAUCCUGCUGUGCGUCACUGCGUCCGUGUCCACCGUCCUGGACAGCAGGGAGCAGCUGAAAGCAGGUUGCAUCAGUCCUCUGAAGAACCUUAGGCGACUCGGCAUCCUGAGGAUCCAGGACUUUUUCGACGGCUUUGACUCUUACAGCUUCAGCCAAGACGAGCUGGAUGCCGUCUUCCAGGCUGUAGUCUGGCCUCAGGUGUGUCGUCUGCCCAUGGAGAGUACCUACUCCCCAACCCCUUUGCUGAAACUCAUCCAUGUGUGGUGCAAGAAUAACAGGUACUUCCCUCUUCUGGCCAAGCAAAGACCAGAACACCCAGAGUGCGGUGUCCUCUUGAACAUCUUUGCCCUCCUCUCUGCCAAGAACGCUUCCCCUCCAACCAUCGCCAUGGUAAUGGACAUAGCCGAGUCUCUGGCAACGGCCGAAGACUUUGUUGCCUCAGAGAUGGAGACGGAGCUGAGCGUCAACAGUAGUGCGUUCCCGCAGCCUGCAGAGGGCGCUUUUGUCACUGCAGAUUCAUUAACCCAGGGCUCCAGGCUGCUGCUGCCUCACAUCUCCACUCUGCUGCGGUACCUCAGCGGCAUCAUACGCAACACUGACAGGCUCAAGAAGAAGAAGUUCAGAGUGCAGGUGGCCAAGGAGCUGAACAUCCUCUCCAAGGUCAGUCGAUUUGUGAGCGACAAGGAGCAGAGCUCAGUGCUCAUUAGCCUGUUGCUGCCGUACCUCCAGAAAGGAAAAAACCCUCAAGAGACAGAAAUCGACAUCCUGGCCACCGUACAGAACCUGCUGCGACAGUGUGUGCAGCCCUCCGCCUUCCUGCAGCCCCUCAGCAAACUCUUCUCCAUCAUUCACAACAAGCUGCCCAGGCAGGCCCUCACCAACGUCUUCCAGACUCUGUCAGAUCUGGAGCCUUCCCUCACAUAUAUCACUGAUUUGGCAGCAAAGCUCAACGCGUUCGACAGUCGACACUUGGAUGAGGUCUACUUCGACGUGCGUCUGACGGCUUUCCAAGGCGCCACCAGGCGCGUCAGAGACAUGCAGACUCUGGACUUGGACUACAUCAGCACCAUCAUACACAACUGUUUCCACACCUAUGAGAUUGGUGACAUGUCGCUGGCAGACAACGCCACCUUGUGUCUGUCUGCAGUGAUCGUCCAGCUGUCGGUGGUCGGAGGUGGAGAACAGAUCUACAGGGACGUUGUCCAACACACCAUCCUGGACGCUGUACACAAGGGGCUGCGCAGCAAGACAGAGAGUGUGCAGCACGAUUACACCACUGUGCUCGCCUGCCUGGUGAAGACCUUCCCGUCCAGGAAAGAGUUCAGGGACCUGGUGCAGCUCACAGACUAUAAUGAUCCCGAGUCUGACUUCUUCGAGCACAUGAAGCACAUCCAGAUCCACCGUCGGGGUCGUGCCUUGCGGAAGCUGGCCAAGCAGCUGACCGAGGGCACGGUGGUGCUGACGUCACGUUCCCUGCAGAAUUACAUAAUGCCGUACGCCAUGACCGCCCUGCUUGAUGAGAAGAUGCUCAAGCAUGAGAAUAUGAUAUCAGCGUCGGUGGAGGUUGUGGGUGCCGUGUGUCGCAGGCUGACCUGGUCCAAGUACCUGUACUACCUGAAACACUUCAUCCACAUCCUACAGACUGCACAGGCUGAGCAGAAACUGGCUGUCAGUUUGCUAGUGACGGUUCUGGAGGCUUUCCAUUUUGACCACCAGACCCUCAGCAGGGAAAUGGAGGCAGCCAAGGCCAGAGAAGCUGUCGCAUUCGACGGAGAAGACGUGGACGAAGCUGCAGCCGAAUCUGAUGCAAGCGACGAUGAGGAGGCAAUGGAGACUGACAGUAAGGCGGCUCCAUCUGAGGUUCCCAUGGAAAUGGACAAUGAUGGGGAAAAUGAUGGUGUCCCAGAGAAAGCGUCGACCGCUAAAGCCAAGGGACCGGUGGCUCCUAAACCUGCUGCGGGGGCCAGCGGGCUGCCACAGAGCACAGAGGAGCUAGAGUCUCUGAUCCGCGCCAUCCACCAGAGUGUCAACGACAACGUGUUGCCUCGCCUGCACAAGUGUCUCACUGCAAAAGUGAAGCGCGACGAGGAGCACAAGGCGGUGAAAUCAAAGGACGUGAAGGAGGAGGAGGUGGGGAGGGUGCCGAUUGCCUUCGCAAUGGUUAAACUGAUGCAGACUCUGCCUCCGCACAUCAUGGAGGUCAACCUGCCCGGGAUCCUGAUCAAGGUGUGUGUGGUGCUGAGGAACCGUUUCCAGGAGGUACGUGACGUGGCGAGAGGGACACUGGUGAAGAUCAUAGAGACACUGGGGUUCAGAUACCUGCACUACCUGCUCAAAGAGAUGCAGAGUGUCCUGGUGAAGGGCUACCAGGUCCACGUGCUAACGUUUACCGUGUACCAGCUGCUGUCUGCCGUCAGUUCAUCAUUAAAGAGUGGUGACCUGGACCCAUGCAUGAACAUGCUCAUCGAUAUCUUCAACAACGAGCUGUUCGGGGCUGUGGCCGAGGAGAAGGAGGUGAAGGGCAUCGUCUCCAAGCUGAUGGAGGCUCGACACAGCAAGAGCAUGGACUCCUACGAGCUGCUAGCGCAGUUCUGCAGCAAGGAGAGCAUCACCAAGCUCAUACUGCCCCUGAAGGAGAUACUAGAGACUACAUCCAGUCUGAAGGUGUGUAACCGGGUGGGCGCGGUGCUGCGGCGACUCAUCAUGGGUCUACUCGUCAACGUGGGCAUGACUCCUCAGGAUAUCUUACUGCUGUGCCACGGCCUUGUGAGCCAGAGUCUGCCACUGCUCACCAAGAGAGACCGAGAGAAAGCCUCGGCUCAGCCUCCCCCCGACCCCAGACUGCCUCCUCCCAGCUGCCUGCUCCUGCUUCCGACCCCGAAGAGAGGGGGUGCGAGAGCUCCCGUCAGCAGCCGAACCAACAUGCACGUCCUGGUGGACGCUGGCCUCAAGCUGCUCCACCUGAGUCUGAGGAGAUCCAAAGUGACGUCAUCCGAGGCCUCGGCUCUCGAAAUGCUGGACCCGUUCGUGCGGCUGCUGCUCGACUGCAUCGACUCCAUGCACGUCAAGGUGAUCACAGAGGCUCUGGUGGGCUUCACCUGGCUGCUGAAGUUCCCUCUGCCUGCAGUGAACCAGAACGCCGAGCAGCUGACCAGGCAGCUCUUUGUGCUGCUGAAGGAUUACUCCAAGGCCGGAGCGGCCCGUGGGGAGAACUACCAGCUGGUCCAGAGCUGCUUCAAGGCGAUCACCAUACUAGUGAAGAACGUCAAAAGCAACAACAUCUCUGAGACCCAACUGCAGGUGCUGUUGGGAUACGCUGAGGAGGACAUCUACGACCAGUCUCGCCAGGCCACUGCCUUUGGUCUGCUGAAGGCGAUUCUAUCCAGGAAGCUUGUAGUUCCAGAGAUGGAGGAGGUGAUGAAGAAAGUUGCCACGCUGUCUGUCACCGGUAGCAACGCCAUGAUCAGGAUCCACUGUCGACAGAUCUAUCUGAAGUACCUGCUGGACUACCCACUGGGGAGGAAGCUGGGACGGCACCUGGACUUCGUGGUGGCCCAGCUGAACUACGAGCACGACACAGGCAGGGAGUCUGUACUGGAGAUGCUGGCGUACGUCUUCCAGACUUUCCCUCAGAACCUGCUGUUGCAGUACAGCGGUUUGUUCUUUGCACCCAUGGCGCUGGUCGUGGUCAACGAUGACUCUGCACGCUGUAAAAAAAUGGCUGCCAUGGCCAUCAAGGCCCUGCUAACCCAGCUGGACUCGAACCACCAGAACACCUUGUUCUCCCUCGUCAACACCUGGCUGAACGCAGAAAAGGCGAGCCUGCGGCGUCUCGGGGCUCAGGUUUGCGGCCUGUUCGUGGAGGUGGAGGAGGAGAGGUUCACCCGUCGACUGGACGACCUGCUGCCUCUGCUGGAGAAAGAGAUCAACCCUGACAAAUACGAUGAUAUCGAAGAGGAGCAGGAUGAGAAGGGAGCAGACAGGCUGCUGUUCAGUUAUCUGAAUCUCAUCACUAAACUCGGCCAACACUGCAGCCUGCUGGAGCUCAGCAAGCCGCACGACACACUCUUUCGCAUCUGGGGUCACAUUGAAGCCCACCUGCGGUACCCUCACUGCUGGGUGUGGCUGACGGCCUCGCAGCUCUUCGGCCAGAUGUUUGCAGCCCAGCAGGCAGAACAGCUGGUCGCUGUUUGGAGAGGAGAGGGUGGAGACACUUCAUCUCAGUCAGUGGCCAUAGCCUUCAUCACCAGCAACCUGGACAAGAAGAUUAGAGAGUUGGCGUUAUCGUUCUGCCAUCAGCUACAGUCCAAGUUCCUGGACACGGCGUCAGGAGAGCAGGUGAUCAAGAACCUGCUGUUCGUCGGCAAGGUGAUCUACCUCAUUUCCCCCGAGUCUGACGCCACGCCCCUUCAGGGAGAUGUGGAAGAGGAGCAGAGGGAGAAUGGAGAUGAAGAAGAGGGAGAGCUGGAUGAGGAAGGGGAGAGGGAGGAAGACAAGCAAGAGGAGGAGGAGGAAGACAAGGACAAUCGACCACCUUCUCUGCUGUGGUUGAUCAGGAAGUUGUCUCUUAUGGCCAAGAGGGAAGCGGCAAACAGUCCCAAAGUUCCCCUAAAGAGAACAUGUGUGUUUAAGUUCCUAGGAGCCAUCGCCAUGGACCUGGGAAAGGAAAGGCUCGGAGCGUAUCUGACCACUAUCAUCACCCCUCUGUACAGAGAGCUGGACAGCACCUACGCAGACCAAAACCCCACACUGAAGAACCUGGCGCAGGAGCUGAUCGAGCUGCUGAAGAAACAAGUGGGACUGGAGAAAUUCUCACUGGCCUUCUCCGCUGUGCAAAAGGAGUUUUCACAGAGGCGAGCUGCACGGAAACGACACCGAGCCAUGCAGGCGGUAGCUAACCCGGAGAUCGCUGCCAAGAAGAAACUCAAGAAGCACAGGAACAAAAUAGAAGCCAAGAAGAGGAAGAUUGAGUUCCUGCGGCCCGGAUAUAAAGCCAAGAAGCAUCGGAGCCAUGCGCUCAAAGACCUGGCCAUGGUGCAGUGAGCCCCCGAAACUGACCAUACCACUCAGUAAAGUGACUUCUUUUUUUUAGCAGGCAGCUGUUAGCUGCACCUCAUGAACUCUGGAAUCUAUCGAAUGUCAUUUGACAAAGAAAACCUUGCGUUGGGCCAAGAAAGGCAGAGAAAGGAUAUUUCAUGCCCUUGGUUUGCAGAAGGUCUUGGUAAAAAGCGACGGCUCAAUCCAUCUUCUCGCUGUUAGACAUCUUUGUGUGUGUGUAAUGAGACAUCAUCUAACUGCUGUUCCACAGCAGGACGUCUCUGUUUCACUAAUGACUCCAGCUCAUAUGAAAUGUUCCUGCUGUGAACAGAUGUUAAAUCAUCUGAUGAACAGAUGAUUUAUAUCCUCCACAGUUAUAACUAGGUUUUGUAAUUAAAAAAACGAUGCAACAUU